GGAACAGAGUCUUUGGAGAUUCACGAGAAUUCGCCUUUUGCCAAUAGCAAGAUUAGUCUCCUUACGUUAUUGUCAGACUCAGUCAGUUCCUUUUUCGUGAGCAAUGCUGCUUAUGGAACUCUACGGAAAGCAAAGAGCAUACAAAUUCGAUCUCUUAGUCCUACUUGGGGCGUAGCAGGAAUAUCUGUACCCAAGAAACGCUCGAACAUGCAGAAGUGGAGAUCCAGGCAACUGAUCCACAAGAGAUGUGCGAUCGAGCUAACACAGCAGAAUAUAUGGAACAGCGCUUUUAUUUACCUCGAUUGUCCUAUCUCAAGCUAAUACAUCAUACUCCAGACUGGGGACAGACAAAAAUCGUCAUCUCGUUCGCCAGUCCAAGAUUACUUGAAUUAUGCAUAGAUGGUACUCUACCAGCUGAAUAUGUGAUUAAUUUGAUAGACCAAAAUCACCGUUCUCUCGAAAUUAUCGAGCUUGCGUCAGUCACAGGAACUUUGUCUCAUGAUGUUCGAGUUGUCGAGAAACUUUCUUCCGAGCUCAUCUUAAAACAAAUAUUAAGAAGUGGUUUGAGACUCAAAUCCCAGGAACUGAUUUGCUAUGGGACUGAUUAUCUUGAUUUACAGUUCCAGACUACUUUUGGAUAAGGGCAAGUACUUCACACCUGCUAGGCUGACCAGCUAGAGGCGAAUCUUUCUAUAGAAUUGAAUACACACAUACCAGCCAGGAAACCCUUUGAACCUGGCGAGAUGUCCUAGUUUAAUCGAAGCUCUCUCCUUCUACCUUCCCGCCUUCAAGUACAACGCUAUUUUGAAGAUGGGGUUUACUCUCAUGCUACAGCCCUAUUGCACUUGGUGGUAUCAUAUUUUGCCGUACGAACAAUUCUUCAAUCUGACGCUUGUACAAGAAAGAUGCUUGUGGAUCUUACGGCUGCAGGAGUGAGCAACUUAAUUGAGGAAAUCUUAUCAAGCAAAUUGACCACCCUGUGAGCAUUUCGCACUUCUUUCAACGCACCUUCGAUCCACGAUUUAGCAUGUUUAUUGCAGGU
Messenger RNA from Meira miltonrushii, 1042 nucleotides. RefSeq lists its product as uncharacterized. The transcript is spliced from 2 exons. The record is from RefSeq and is a predicted model, not a curated record. NCBI's taxonomy places the organism in Eukaryota, Fungi, Basidiomycota, Exobasidiomycetes, Exobasidiales, Brachybasidiaceae. Bases 246 to 641 code for a protein of 131 amino acids.